AUGACUAAAAGCAAUGGAGAAGAGGCCAGGAUGGGAGGCAGGAUGGAGAGAUUCCAGCAAGGGGUCCGUAAACGCACACUCUUGGCCAAGAAGAAAGUGCAGAACAUCACAAAGGAAGAUGUUAAAAGUUACCUGUUUCGGAAUGCUUUUGUGCUGCUUACUGUCACCGCAGUCAUUGUGGGUACAAUCCUUGGAUUUACCCUCCGACCAUACAAAAUGAGCUACCGGGAAGUCAAGUACUUCUCCUUUCCCGGGGAACUUCUGAUGAGGAUGUUACAGAUGCUGGUGUUACCACUAAUCAUCUCCAGUCUUGUCACAGGAAUGGCGGCCCUAGAUAGUAAGGCGUCAGGGAAGAUGGGGAUGCGAGCUGUAGUCUAUUACAUGACUACGACCAUCAUUGCCGUGGUGAUUGGCAUAAUCGUUGUCAUCAUCAUCCAUCCUGGGAAGGGCACAAAGGAAAACAUGCACAGAGAAGGCAAAAUUGUACAAGUGACAGCUGCAGACGCCUUCCUGGACUUGAUCAGGAAUAUGUUCCCUCCAAAUCUGGUGGAAGCUUGCUUUAAACAGUUUAAAACCAACUAUGAGAAGAGAAGCUUUAAAGUGCCCAUCCAGUCCAAUGAAACACUUGUGGGUGCCGUGAUAAAUAAUGUGUCAGAGGCCAUGGAGACUCUGACGAGGAUCACAGAGGAGUUAGUCCCAGUGCCAGGGUCUGUGAAUGGGGUCAAUGCCCUGGGACUAGUUGUCUUCUCCAUGUGCUUCGGAUUUGUGAUUGGAAACAUGAAGGAGCAGGGCCAGGCCCUGAGAGAGUUCUUUGAUUCUCUUAACGAAGCCAUCAUGAGAUUGGUAGCGGUGAUAAUGUGGUACGCCCCUCUGGGCAUCCUCUUCCUGAUUGCAGGGAAAAUUGUUGAGAUGGAAGACAUGGGAGUCAUUGGUGGGCAGCUUGCCAUGUACACAGUGACAGUCAUCGUGGGCUUACUCAUCCAUGCCGUCAUUGUCCUGCCCCUCCUCUACUUCUUGGUAACGCGGAAAAACCCCUGGGUUUUCAUCGGCGGGUUGCUGCAAGCGCUCAUCACGGCUCUGGGAACCUCCUCCAGCUCUGCCACCCUACCCAUCACCUUCAAGUGCCUGGAAGAGAACAAUGGCGUGGACAAACGUGUCACCAGAUUCGUGCUCCCAGUAGGGGCCACCAUUAACAUGGAUGGGACCGCCCUCUAUGAGGCUUUGGCUGCCAUUUUCAUUGCUCAAGUUAACAACUUCGACCUGAACUUUGGACAGAUUAUUACAAUCAGUAUCACAGCCACGGCUGCCAGUAUCGGGGCAGCUGGGAUUCCUCAGGCGGGCCUGGUCACCAUGGUCAUCGUGCUGACAUCUGUGGGCCUGCCCACCGACGACAUCACGCUCAUCAUCGCAGUGGACUGGUUCCUGGACCGUCUUCGUACCACCACCAACGUGCUGGGAGACUCCCUGGGAGCUGGCAUUGUUGAACACUUGUCACGACAUGAACUGAAGAACCGGGAUGUCGAAAUGGGUAACUCAGUGAUUGAAGAGAAUGAAAUGAAGAAACCAUAUCAGCUGAUUGCCCAGGAAAGCGAAAUUGAGAAAUCCAUUGAUAGUGAGACCAAGAUGUAGACUAACACAAAGAAAUGCUUCCUUGAGCACCAGGUGUUUGAAAACCAUUAUACAAUGUUUCCAUCUCAUUUCAACUCAUUCUCUCCAGUCAGCCCCUUACCUCCCUUUUCCUCCCUGCCUGAUAGGAUUGGGAAAUAUUCAUCCAAAAACAAGGGGGGAUUUUGCAGUGGCCAAAAUGUAUAGUUUUCAUCCCAUGUUUGAAAUUUUUAAGUCAUUUCAUGUUAGUCUUA
Eubalaena glacialis (North Atlantic right whale) is the source of this 1859-nucleotide messenger RNA. RefSeq names its product solute carrier family 1 member 3 (gene SLC1A3). The coding region runs from base 1 to 1629 and encodes 542 amino acids. Gene Ontology annotation, cellular component: plasma membrane. The transcript is spliced from 9 exons. Gene Ontology annotation, molecular function: glutamate:sodium symporter activity; L-glutamate transmembrane transporter activity; neutral L-amino acid transmembrane transporter activity. Lineage: Eukaryota; Metazoa; Chordata; Mammalia; Artiodactyla; Balaenidae. The record is from RefSeq and is a predicted model, not a curated record. Gene Ontology annotation, biological process: L-aspartate import across plasma membrane; D-aspartate import across plasma membrane; L-glutamate import across plasma membrane.